CCGCCUGUGUAAACAGCCGCUCUCAGGUGUUUUAAACUCAGAAAGUGUCCAUCAAUGAUUCACUCUGUUGAAGUGAACCUUCUUCAUACUGACUGACUGUGUUAGAGAUCCGACCUGAGAUCAGCCUCAGUCCUGAACCCGAACAAGUGUCUGCACACAGUGGGAGUGGAAUGGCAGACUGUAAUAUACGGUCACCAUCCUCCUCGUCUCAAGAAGAUGUUAACCUGGGACCUUCAGCGAACCCUCAUGCCAGGCCCACUGACUUUGACUUCCUGACUGUCAUUGGCAAGGGGACCUUUGGAAAGGUGCUGCUCGCCAAGCUCAAAGCCGACAGCAAAUUCUACGCCGUCAAAGUGCUGCAGAAGAAGGUCAUCCUGAAGAAAAAAGAGCAAAAGAACAUCAUGGCCGAGAGAAAUGUGCUGCUGAAGAGUCUCCAACAUCCCUUUCUGGUUCGGCUCCACUACUCCUUCCAGACACCUGAGAAACUUUACUUUGUCCUUGACUAUGUCAACGGGGGAGAGUUGUUCUUCCACCUGCAGAGAGAGAGAUGUUUCUCUGAGGCCCGAGCGAGGUUCUACGCCGCGGAAGUAGCGAGCGCCAUCGGAUACCUUCAUUCUCUCAACAUCGUUUACAGAGAUCUGAAACCAGAGAAUAUUCUUCUUGACUCUCAGGGCCAUGUGGUACUGACAGAUUUUGGGCUGUGUAAAGAAGGUGUGGAGCCUGAGGGAACGACCUCGACUUUCUGUGGGACUCCAGAAUACUUGGCUCCAGAGGUUCUUCGUAAGGAACCCUAUGACAGGACAGUGGACUGGUGGUGUCUGGGAGCAGUUCUCUAUGAGAUGAUCUACAGUCUGCCUCCGUUCUACAGCCGUGACGUCAAUGAAAUGUACGAAGGAAUCCUCCACAGGAAGCUGUCUCUGCCUCAGGGGAAGUCUGAGGCCGUGUGCUCUCUGCUGGUGGGUCUCCUGCAGAAGGACCAGCACCGACGCCUUGGGGCCAUCGCUGACUUUUUAGAAAUAAAGAACCACACCUUCUUCGCUCCAAUCAACUGGGACGACCUCGACCACAAGAGAAUCACUCCUCCCUACAACCCCAAUGUGAGAGGUCCAGCUGACACUCAACACAUUGAUCCAGAGUUCACCAGAGAGAUGGUUCCCAGCUCGGUGGGUCGGACGCCGGAGCUCAACGCCGGCACCAGCUGCAACAACGCCUUCAACGGCUUCUCCUUUGUCGGCAACGAUGACAGUUUCCUGUGAGACGUUUGGGUUAUAGUCUCCUGGAAACAAGAGCUCCUCACACACCGUGGUACCCACCGUGUAUUUAUCAUGUUUGACCUCUGUGGAAAUUUCCAAAUAGUUUCUCUUGAGGUUGUAGAAAAAAGGGGCCUUUUAUAAAAACCAAAUGUCUGCGAUGAGGUGUUUUUUUAGGUUCAAAGACAGCAGUCAACAAAUUAAAGGAAGAAUCUAUAUAAAUUACCUUGCUAACUUGUUUGGCCACCAUGAGGCGCCAGAACAAGUUUGGUGUACGUUGAUUCUACAAGUCUCUGGAUGGAUUGGUCCCUAUUUUUUCUAAAAUACAUUCCCUCAUUUGGUCCGGAUGUUGAUGGUGGAGAGAGCAGUCUAAGUGAGACCAGUCAGGAUGAGACCAGGUGACACAGCAUCUGAUUCAGAUCAUGUUCAUGCCUGUGCUCUAUGAAAACUUGUCGUUCUCUUUCUCUACCAGUUUUUCAGGGUUUUCCUUUAAUUUGUCGCCCGUCUGCUUGAUUUUUAUCAGGGUAUAGCCCUGGCCUGCCCUUAGAGAAGGUUGUGGGGGAUCUUACCAAAUACACAGGGCUCAUAAGAUGUGGGAGCAACUUUACAUUAGUUUGCAAUGGAAUGAAGAACAUGUUAAAAGUUUGUUGCACACAUCUGUCUAGAGGGGGUGUAAAAGCACAACCCUUGUCUUCCAGUGUCCUUUAAAACUGAAAUUGAGAUCCAGAAAACCUAAAGAAAUGUAUUACAUUUUGUUUAAAAUGAUCUGGAGACAGUUUAUAAAAAUGUACCUUUUAAAUCGUUUUUUAACAUCAGAUAUCAGUGUGAAGUUUUUGCCAGAUUGUUCAGCACUCUAUUGGCUUUGACCUGAUUUUGCACCGUUUUGCAGGAUUAGAUUUCUCAGGGAAACUAUUGCUUCACUCUGUGACACAAGGACAGAAUGUUGUGCCGCACAAACUUCCCAUGCUUCCUUUUCAUUUGUUUUUCUUACUACAUAAAACAAUACAUACAACAGAAAAGAAAAAAACUCCAAUGGUAAGAAGCAGGUGAUGAAAAAAUUGAUUCAACUGGGUUUUCUUCUUCCUUAUAAACCUGAAGAAAAUAUUUGAUCAAAGAAACAAAGGAGAUGGGGGAAAAAAACAGUACAUGAUGUAAAUUAUGUUGUUUAUUUGGUUUAUGUGAAUUGUGCUUUUAUUUCAAUGCUGGACAUUUUUCAUAAUUGUUUUUCUGGACAUUAUUAUAAACAGUGACAGUUUUAUUUCAUGAAAUGUAACAGGCUACAUCUUAGAUUAUAUAUAAAGAUGGACGAUGUAUUCCCACUUCCUCCAUAUAUCACAGAUACAAAGGCUGCCAUAUUCUGCAUCGCAUGCUGCUGGAAAAAUGAACACAGAGAGAAACCAUAUCUGAGAUAUUUUUAUUUUACGUGUAUUUUGACUUUACCUUUGUUCCACUAACAUGGGAGGCAGGAUUUAUGACCCUUUGGCUUCACUUUUAGGGAGCUGUCAUGUCAUCCAUCUUUAAGUACAGUCUGUGGGCUAAAACUGUUUGUGUCGUUGUGAAAAUACUGUAUCUAACAUCUGUAAAUAUACAGUAGCAAUAGGAUUAUGUUCUGCAUCCAUGGGAUUUUAUCAGUGUAAACCAUGAAGUGCCUCUCCGCCUUAUUAGAGAUGGAUGGUGUUUGAUGUUGGCAGUGGCGGCUGACAGUUAGAAAAUAUACCUGUGAUGUCCUUGAGUUUGAUUUUUUAUUGUCUUUCAUAUACACAUGCAGUCUUGUUAAUGCAUCUGAUAUUAAAGAAGCAGCAAUUUCAGAUGAAAGCCUGUUACUAUUCAUCUCCUCGAAAGUUUUAAUUUCUCAGAACACUUGAUCAGAUGCUUUUCUAUGAAACUAAAUACACUAACAGGGACAACACAAAGUAUUUCCUCAGACAACGGCUUUAAAUGAAUGAAUGAAAUGUUGGGACAGGAGAGAAAUGCUUCUCUGACUCUGCUUGUUCACUGUUUGCCUUCUAAAAAUGUAACCCUGCGUGAGAAGCUGUCACUCCCGACUGAUCCUGUAAACACAGAGCUGUCACGCUGCCAGCAGAAGCAGCAUUAUGGGCUGAUGACUGCAGAACAAAAAUCCAUAUGUGUGUGGGUGUGUACAUAGUAAACAUGUUAAUAAAUCAAACAGAUGUCCAAA
This is a messenger RNA of Limanda limanda (common dab), 3429 nucleotides long. It is a transcript of the gene sgk2a, whose product is annotated as serum/glucocorticoid regulated kinase 2a. Gene Ontology annotation, biological process: protein phosphorylation. Bases 171 to 1256 code for a protein of 361 amino acids. Lineage: Eukaryota; Metazoa; Chordata; Actinopteri; Pleuronectiformes; Pleuronectidae. The record is from RefSeq and is a predicted model, not a curated record. Gene Ontology annotation, molecular function: protein serine/threonine kinase activity; ATP binding. The transcript is spliced from 13 exons.